This is a messenger RNA of Lichtheimia ornata, 498 nucleotides long. RefSeq lists its product as uncharacterized. The transcript has a single exon. The record is from RefSeq and is a predicted model, not a curated record. Gene Ontology annotation, molecular function: zinc ion binding; nucleic acid binding. Bases 1 to 498 code for a protein of 165 amino acids. NCBI's taxonomy places the organism in Eukaryota, Fungi, Mucoromycota, Mucoromycetes, Mucorales, Lichtheimiaceae.
AUGUUGCACAAUUUCGUGGCGUACGUAUCCAGAUCCCGACUUGCCGGCAGUGAGGAAGCACUCGAUCGCUUUACAAAGGGACUUCAAGAUGACAUUCGUGCACAUGUAGUGACCCGGUUCCCUUCAACAUCAGCAGAAGCUCAACGCAUAGCAUUGGCUUAUGAAAGUGCACGCAACAUUCGUCAUGAGUUGUUGUCCAACACAACACCUCUCGUCAAGAUACACGACCUCCUGAAUACUUGCGUUCUGAUGGUGUCGCACCUAUGGAUCUUGAUGUCAUUCGCAACCACUUUUCAACAAAGAUGGCGCAACAAUGGUGGACAGCCAGGCUUUCGGUCUUAUCACCCAACAAGUAGCAUGCAUGACAAACAAUGUUACAAUUGUGGUGGUAUGGGCCAUGUCGCUCGUUUGUGUCCAUCACAACCCAAUUCGUCUUCUCGUGGUGCUGGUCGUGGUCAACAAGCUGGCGAUUUUAAAGGCAAAGCGCGGAAGGAGUGA